Tarenaya hassleriana is the source of this 429-nucleotide messenger RNA. RefSeq lists its product as uncharacterized. Bases 1 to 429 code for a protein of 142 amino acids. The record is from RefSeq and is a predicted model, not a curated record. NCBI's taxonomy places the organism in Eukaryota, Viridiplantae, Streptophyta, Magnoliopsida, Brassicales, Cleomaceae. The transcript is spliced from 2 exons.
AUGAUGAUCGAUAAUGAGAGUGACGAUGAAUAUGAUGAUAUACCGAUCCAAUGUCCAAAACAUGCAUUCUCUACAUGGCAAAAAUUCAACAUCAAGAAGAUAGUUGUGUUUUCCGUUGUUGUUGUAGCCCUAGUGCAUGCAAUUGUGCCGAUCUCAGCCAUUGAAGAAGGUGAACCCAAACAACUUUGGGAUCAAUGUCUCACCAAAAUGACUCCGAAGUGUACAUUAGACAUUGUCGAAAGUGUCUUUUGGAAUGGUACUGUCUCCGAUGUUUGUUGUCAUGAGCUUGUCCAAGAAGGCAAAUUGUGUCAUGACACACUUAUCAAAUACAUGGCGGAUCGACCGAGUUUCAUUGCUCGCGAAACUGAAUAUUUGAAGAGGAGAGAUGAUGUUUGGAACCAUUGUGCUUCCAUCUCUACUUCUGCUUAG